This is a messenger RNA of Dovyalis caffra, 1656 nucleotides long. The record is from the annotation of a GenBank genome assembly. NCBI's taxonomy places the organism in Eukaryota, Viridiplantae, Streptophyta, Magnoliopsida, Malpighiales, Salicaceae.
AUGGGAGAAGCAGCUCAUAACCACCAACAGCCACCGCCACAGCAAGCGGCGGCAGCAGCAGCAGCACCACCACCAGCGCCAUCACUCGCUCUUUCAAAAGGUCCCACUUGGACUCCGGCUGAACAACUCCAGCAGCUCCAGUACUGCAUCCACUCGAAUCCUUCCUGGCCUGAGUCAUUUCUACUGGCUUUCCAACACUAUAUUGUGAGCCUUGGAACUACGGUCUUGAUUGCACGUAAUCUUGUGCCUCAAAUGGGCGGGGACCCUGGUGAUACUGCCCGUGUGAUUCAAACGUUGCUGUUUAUGGCAGGAGUCAAUACACUGCUUCAGACAAUCAUUGGAACACGGCUUCCCACAGUGAUGGGUCCUUCAUAUGCUUUUGUACUGCCAGUGUUAUCAAUCAUCAGAGAUUAUAGUGAUGAAACUUUCUCAAAUGAGCAUGAUAGAUUUGUACACACUAUGAGAACUAUACAAGGAUCACUCAUUGUUUGUUCCUUUACCAACAUCAUUCUCGGGUAUAGCAAAGCAUGGGGUAAUUUGACAAGGUUCUUUAGUCCCAUUACUGUCGUACCUGUGGUUUGUGUUGUGGGUCUUGGUCUAUUUAUGAGGGGCUUUCCGCUUCUUGCCAACUGUGUGGAGAUUGGCCUGCCUAUGCUGAUUCUGCUUGUUAUUUGUCAGUAUUUGAAGCAUCUCCAUCCCAGGACCCAUCCUCUACUUGAGAGGUUUAGUGUACUCGUCUGCAUUGGUAUUAUUUGGGCUUUUGCUGCUAUCCUCACUGUUGCUGGUGCUUACAACAAUGUGGGGAACCAAACCAAACAGAGUUGCCGCACAGACCGAUCAUAUCUUAUAGCAUCUGCUUCAUGGGUUAAAGUCCCAUACCCCUUUCAAUGGGGUGCACCUAUAUUUAGAGCAAGUCAUGUCUUCGGGAUGAUUGGGGCAGCACUUGUUUCGUCUGCAGAGUCAACUGGAACAUUUUUUGCUGCUGCACGGCUUGCGGGCGCUACACACCCUCCAGCUCAUGUUCUUAGCCGAAGUAUUGGUCUACAGGGUGUUAGCUUGCUGCUUGAUGGAAUUUUUGGUGCUGCUGUUGGUACCACUGCAUCUGUUGAAAAUGUUGGGCUUCUUGGACUCACACACAUAGGGAGCCGAAGAGUGGUGCAGAUUUCAACUGCUUUCAUGUUCUUUUUCUCCAUCUUUGGGAAAUUUGGUGCCUUGUUCGCGUCUAUUCCACUGGCAAUAUUUGCUGCCAUAUACUGUGUUUUAUUUGGCAUUGUUGCUGCAAUUGGGAUUUCGUUUAUACAGUUUUCAAACAAUAAUUCCAUGAGAAACCACUAUGUUUUGGGUCUGGCCUUGUUCCUUGGGAUGUCAAUACCCCAGUAUUUUGUCAGUAAUACCACGGGGGAUGGACAUGGACCAGUUAGAGCAGAUGGUGGAUGGUUCAAUGACAUAUUGAAUACACUUUUCUCAUCACCACCAACAGUAGCGAUGAUUGUUGGGACGUUGCUUGAUAACACAUUGGACGCAAGGCGCACAGUAAAUGACCGAGGAAUUCCAUGGUGGAAGCCUUUCCAGAGCAGGAAGGGUGAUGUUAGAACUGAGGAGUUCUACAGUAUGCCCCUCAGGAUAAACGAGUGGAUGCCCACCAGAUUUCUUUGA